Jaculus jaculus (lesser Egyptian jerboa) is the source of this 960-nucleotide messenger RNA. Its product is annotated as olfactory receptor 4K2-like. Gene Ontology annotation, biological process: G protein-coupled receptor signaling pathway. The coding region runs from base 1 to 960 and encodes 319 amino acids. The transcript has a single exon. Gene Ontology annotation, cellular component: membrane. The record is from RefSeq and is a predicted model, not a curated record. NCBI's taxonomy places the organism in Eukaryota, Metazoa, Chordata, Mammalia, Rodentia, Dipodidae. Gene Ontology annotation, molecular function: olfactory receptor activity; G protein-coupled receptor activity.
AUGGAGGGGCUCAACUAUUCCCGAGUAUCUGAAUUUGUGUUACUUGGACUGACUGACUCUCCUGAGCUCCAGAUAUUCUUCUUUGUGGUGUUUUCCAUUUUUUAUUCAAUGACCAUGUUUGGCAACUGCCUGAUUUUGCUCACUGUGCUCUCCACCUCACACCUGCACUCCCCCAUGUUCUUCCUGCUCAGCAACCUAUCUCUCAUUGACAUGUGCCUGUCUUCCUUUGCAACACCAAAGACAAUUGUGGACUUCUUUGAGCAGCGGAAGACCAUCUCUUUUGAGGGCUGUGUCUCUCAGAUCUUUUUUUUGCACCUCUUCACUGGGACUGAGAUUGUGCUUCUGAUUUCCAUGUCUUUUGACAGGUACAUUGCAAUAUGUAAACCACUCCAUUAUUCAACAAUUAUGAGCCAAAGAGUGUGUGUUGGACUUGUGGUAACUUCUUGGGCAGUGGGCUUCCUACAUACAAUAAGCCAGUUAGUUUUUACCCUCUAUUUGCCCUUCUGUGGUCCCAAUGUUAUAGACAAUUUCUUCUGUGACCUUCCUUUGGUCAUUCAGCUGGCUUGUAUAGAUAUUUAUAUUCUUGGGAUCUUCAUGAUCUCAACUAGUGGUGUGAUUGCUCUUGUAAGUUUUCUGCUUCUGCUCACCUCCUACAUCAUUGUUCUUAUUACUAUCAGGGACCACUCCUCUGUAGGAUCAUCUAAGGCGCUUUCUACCUGCACUGCACAUUUCAUAGUUGUAUUAAUGUUUUUUGGACCUUGCAUCUUUAUUUAUGUGUGGCCUUUCACAAACUGCUUGGUGGAUAAAAUUCUGUCUGUUUUCUAUACCAUCUUCACUCCCUUUCUGAAUCCACUUAUCUACACUUUGAGAAACCAAGAGGUAAAAGCAGCAGUGAGAAAGAAACUAGGUAACCAAUAUUUCAGUUUUGGGAAAACUACUCCACAGUAUCCAGUGUCAUGA